AUGCUGUCUUCACUCUUUUAUCUCCUGCUUCUUCCAAGCGUUUGCUUUGCUUCAGGCACUCCAGUCGUUACUGUAAAGAAUGGGUCAUAUAGUGGUGUGUAUAACCCAACGUAUAAUCAGGAUUUCUUUCUAGGCAUUCCAUAUGCUCAGCCUCCGGUCAACGAUCUUCGAUAUCGUGUGCCUCAGUCUUUAAACACAUCCUGGAGCACGACAAGGCCUGCCACGGCCUACCCGCCAUUCUGUGUUGCCUAUGGCGGUGAUGAUAAUGGGGCCCCUCAAUCAGAAGAUUGUCUAUAUCUUCAGGUGAUCCGACCAAGUGGCAUCUCAACCAAUGCGGAACUCCCCGUUGCAGUAUGGAUUCAUGGCGGUGGACUCUUCGAUGGCGGCUCUAACGACCCACGCUACAAUCUCAGUUUCAUAGUCCAGAAUAGCGUCGAGAUGAACAACCCCAUGAUCGCUGUCAGUGUCCAGUAUCGACUUUCUGGGUUUGGAUUUCUUGGCGGGAAAGAGGCGGCAGCGGGAGGGGCUACGAAUCUGGGGUAUCGAGACCAGCGAUUGGCGCUCCACUGGAUCCAGGAGAAUAUUGGGGCUUUUGGAGGGGAUCCCACAAAGGUCACGAUCUGGGGCGAGAGUGCGGGAGCGCAGAGCGUAGGCGUCCACUUGCUUGCUUACAACGGUCGCGAUGAUAAGCUUUUCCGCUCUGCAAUCGCUGAAUCCGGUGGCCCCUCCAACCUCUUCUUCCCCUUGGACGGAGGUUACAAUAGCAGCGCCACGCAAGAUGGCUAUAACGCCGUCGUCCUCAAUACAUCCUGUGCCUCGACGCUCUCAUCCGGCGACUCCCUCUCAUGUCUCCGCGCUCUCCCCUUCGCCGAACUCAACGCCACGCUCAGCACUGCAACCGGAAUCGCCUCCUCUUUCGCGCCCGUCAUCGACGGCGACCUCAUCGCCACGUACCCCUCCCUCCAACUGCGCUCCGGCGCCUUCGUCCCCGUUCCCCUCCUCAUCGGCACCAACACCGACGAAGGGACCGGUUUCAGCAACGGCUACGGUCCCAACGGCGGCGGGGUCAACACCGAUUCCGAGUUCCUCUCCUUCCUCAACAGCACGAACCUGAUCCGGCCCUCCUCGCCCGCCUCCUCCAUCAUCCCCAUCCUCUACCCCAACAUCCAAGCCCUCGGCAUCCCCUCCCUCGCCACCGAUCCCACCCCCCUAACUACAUCCUCCCCGCAAGGUCUCCAAUUCCGCCGUCUCUCCGCCUACCUCGGAGAUACCCUCCUCAUCGCCCCUCGUCGCGCCACCUCUCUCGCAUGGUCCACGCGCUCCAUUCCCUGCUACACGUACCGAUUCUCCGUCGUCCCCUCAGGCACGCCCCCUCUCAUCGGAGCGACGCAUUUCUCCGAAGUCGCCUUCGUAUUCAACAACACGCGCGGUCUCGGCUACGACCCCAACCCCUUCCAAAACGCUCCUCCAAGCUUCUUCUCUCUCGCACUCCUGAUGAGUCGUGCUUGGGUUUCUUUCAUCACGAUGAGUGAUCCGAAUAAUCAUGGGAUUAGCGGGGUCGUGGAAUGGCCCGCUUAUAAUGCGACGGGAGGCGGCGCGGGCAGGAAUUUGGUUUUUGACACGCAAGCGCAGGGCGGAGCGCUGGUGGAGUGGGAUACUUGGAGGGGGGAAGGUGUCGCUUGGAUUGAGAGCAAUGCGCUGGGGGUUUAUGGGAGGUGA
Messenger RNA from Amorphotheca resinae ATCC 22711, 1719 nucleotides. RefSeq lists its product as hypothetical. The transcript is spliced from 3 exons. The coding region runs from base 1 to 1719 and encodes 572 amino acids. Lineage: Eukaryota; Fungi; Ascomycota; Leotiomycetes; Helotiales; Amorphothecaceae. The record is from RefSeq and is a predicted model, not a curated record.